This is a messenger RNA of Camellia sinensis, 1416 nucleotides long. NCBI's taxonomy places the organism in Eukaryota, Viridiplantae, Streptophyta, Magnoliopsida, Ericales, Theaceae. The record is from RefSeq and is a predicted model, not a curated record.
AUGGUUCUUACAACCCCAUAUCCCCAUUGGAAUGAAGAAUGUCCACCGGUUUGUAAUGUUCAACGUACACCGGAGACGGCUGUCCAAAAUUAUGCAUACUCCGAUGAUACAGUGCCAUUGUUUGACGAGGUUGGAGUAAGUGAUAAAGAUUCCGUGGAAGAUUUGGAUGGCACAUGGGAAGGUGCGGACAAUGACUCCGGUGAUGACGAAGUUGGAGGGCAUCAUGAUAUGCAGGAUCCAUUGUGGGACUUCGAAACUACUAAUUUGGAGAAAGGAAUGUUAUUUACUGAUAAGAAAAGACUAGUGCACACUGUUCAGUUGUAUAACCUGAAGCGCAAUCGAGAAUGCAAGGUCGUAGAAUCCAAAGGAAACAGUUGGGUGGCCGAGUGCAAGCACAGCUGCAACUGGAGGGUUCGGGCAACAAAGUUGAAAGACAAAGAUUUCUUUCAAAUUAGAAGGUUUGAAGCGCCGCAUCAGUGUGUGUACCCUAGAAUGAAUAGGGACAAUUGCAACCUCAAGUCCGAGGUCAUUGCUUAUUUCAUCAAGGCACAAAUUGCGAUAUCACUAGAAUUGCCUCUUGCUACCAUAAUUGAGGUCGUGAAGAAGAAGUUUCAGUUCACUAUAUCAUAUAAGAAAGCGUGGCUUGCAAGGACGAAGGCAGUUGCAAUGGUGUUUGGUGACUGGGACGAGUCGUACCGAAGGUUGCCUAGAUAUAUGGCUGCAUUGCAGGCAUUCAAUCCAGACACAGUUGUCAUGUGGGACAUGAUUCUGAAUUUGCACUGUACCUCAAUCGGAACUGAAAUGUACAUGAACUAUGUGUUCUGGGCAUUUAAACCUGCAAUAGAAGGCUUCAAGUAUUGUCGUCCAGUGAUAUGCAUUGACGGCACACACUUGUACGGGGAAUACGAAGGGAAGAUUGUUUCGGCCACUGCAGUGACUGCUGCGGACAAGAUUGUACCUCUUGCCUUUGCCGUUGUUGACAAGGAGAUGAUCGAGAGUUGGGGUUGGUUCAUUACUCUACUUAGGCGACAUGUGUGCCGUGACCGAGAGGGGGUCACAUUGAUAUCCGAUCGACACACAGCUUUGCUUAGUGUCGUGUCAAGAAUUUGGGACAAUCCAGCAGUUCAACCAAGAGGGUACCAUAGGUAUUGCUUGCGACACGUAUGUAGCAAUUUCAAUGAAAGAUUCGGCAAUACAGUGGCGAAGGAUCUUGUGUGGAGAACUGGUUCUGCACGGCAAGUGUGGAAGUUUAACAAGAUUAUGGACGAUAUCUACAAGCUCGAGAAGAAUGUUGAAUGGUGGUUUAGACGAAUGAACCCUAGUCAUUGGACAUUGUGCCAUGAUGGUGGUUGUCGUUGGGGCAUAUUGACGACAAACCAUAUAGAGGGCUUCAAUGGUGUAACGCCCUCAAAAUAA